AUGGAAGUAAACUUUAAGAAGAAGACCAAGCGCUUAACGGCUGGUCGUAAACGCUCCCGCCGACCGAAUACUGAAGUUGAGAACAACCCUGAUGAAGAUGCAGAAGAAGGUAAUGAAAUUGAACGUAUCGAGCGCUCCAUUGAAGAGCUUCGCGAGGACCAGAGACUGCGCGACCAGAUACUGAAAGAAGAGCUAGUCACUCAAAAGCCAGAUACAGUCGCAAAACCACAGAAGAAGACAAAGACGAUGACUGAUACAAGUUAUUAUGGAUUUCAUGACCCCAAAAAAGACGGAUCCACCAAUCAAAAGCUACUCACGCUGUUAGAUGGACAAUUUACGGGUCAGAGUACCACGACCGAUAAAGACCAGCACGAGGAGCUUAUGAACAAAUAUAUUGAAGAGCGACUGCAGAAGAAGAGAACGUCCUCAAACAAUGAUAAUACAGGAAAGGUGGAUGAUGCUAUUGCAGCUCUCAAAACUGCAGAGGACAAGCUAUUUGAGUUGCCAGAGCAUUUAAAGGCAAACGUACCAAGUUGCAGCAAGAAUAAUGACGACGCAGUAGAAGGAGGCAUGCUGAUGGGUAAUGCAGGGAUCGCUGAGGUGGAACUUCCAGUUUCAUACGUGAAGAAGACAGAAGCACUGACGAUGAGGGCAUUAGAAAAGAAUGGCUCAAAUUUACCAAAAAAACUAAAUCCGAUCGGAGGGUUCGCAAGUUCAGUCGUACCAGGAAACUUUAGCACCGAUUUCAAUCGUCACAGGACAGACUAUGUCGCAGAAUUGAAAAGCUUGGCACAAGAUGAGCAACGCAUGAGGGGAUUUCAUCAAGCUGGCAAGAACAAGGCAACUGACGAUCAAGCUGUCUCUAGCUUCCGAAAAUAUGAAAGUCGCAAACUGCGGCGAUAA
This is a messenger RNA of Plasmopara halstedii, 903 nucleotides long. RefSeq lists its product as uncharacterized. The coding region runs from base 1 to 903 and encodes 300 amino acids. Gene Ontology annotation, cellular component: spliceosomal complex. Gene Ontology annotation, biological process: mRNA splicing, via spliceosome. The record is from RefSeq and is a predicted model, not a curated record. NCBI's taxonomy places the organism in Eukaryota, Oomycota, Peronosporomycetes, Peronosporales, Peronosporaceae. The transcript is spliced from 3 exons.